Molecule: messenger RNA, 450 nt
Organism: Penicillium brasilianum
Lineage: Eukaryota; Fungi; Ascomycota; Eurotiomycetes; Eurotiales; Aspergillaceae
Source: the annotation of a GenBank genome assembly
AUGGAUAGUCGACUGGAUUUCUUCGCUCGAUUCCCUGAAUUCGACUACCAUCCCGACGCGCCGAUUACCAAGGAGUUCAAGCGUCUGGCCCAGCAACGGAAGUGGAAGCACCGGUCGAAGACUUGGAGAAAAAACUGGAACCUGUGCAUGAAGGCCGACUACCAGAGUCGUAUUGGGGCCCAAGUAAGCAAGAUCGAGACUUGGCAAAGAAUGUGCACGAAGGUUGGCAUUGCCGUCUUUCCCUCGAUCACCAAGUGCAAAAAGGCCCUGUCGAAGGUUUAUGUCAACAUCAUUGACCUGCUUGAGUGCUGGGACACCCACAGAACCCCCAAACGGUUCGGUAGCAUUGGGGAGUUGGCCAACUACUCGAGGUCUACGGACAAGGUUUACCCCCGCGACGCUGCAAAGGUAGACCCGGCCUUGCGAGUGCUCCUGAAGCGAUUGCUGUAA